Penicillium paradoxum is the source of this 351-nucleotide messenger RNA. RefSeq lists its product as uncharacterized. The record is from RefSeq and is a predicted model, not a curated record. NCBI's taxonomy places the organism in Eukaryota, Fungi, Ascomycota, Eurotiomycetes, Eurotiales, Aspergillaceae. The transcript is spliced from 2 exons. The coding region runs from base 1 to 351 and encodes 116 amino acids.
AUGUCUGCUACUCAUUUCCAAGAUCUCAAAGCCAAGAUGCAGGCCCUCAUUGAUGCCUUUGAGGCUCACCCCCAGUGCCAGCCUCCUAACGCCCACCCUACUGUCUUCUUCCUUUACGACUUCGUCCGUACCUCCAACAACCAGCUGAAGGUCAUCGAUGCAGACAAAUACGCUGCUAACGACAUCGCUACCAAGAAUGCUGUGGGAGAGAUCGAAGGCCGUAAUAAAUUUGCCGCUAUGCUCAUCAAUGACACCUCCGGCAAGCUCGCGAUGAUGACUGGUGCUAACCCCACCAUCCCCGCUGACCUCGGCGCGGAGAUCAAGGCCAAGGCUCGGGCUUUGACUGAGUAA